This is a messenger RNA of Cydia amplana, 1607 nucleotides long. Its product is annotated as apyrase-like. NCBI's taxonomy places the organism in Eukaryota, Metazoa, Arthropoda, Insecta, Lepidoptera, Tortricidae. Gene Ontology annotation, cellular component: plasma membrane. Gene Ontology annotation, molecular function: 5'-nucleotidase activity. The transcript has 11 exons. Bases 7 to 1590 code for a protein of 527 amino acids. Gene Ontology annotation, biological process: AMP catabolic process. The record is from RefSeq and is a predicted model, not a curated record.
GAUAAAAUGAAAGUUUUGAGUGGCGUUUUGUUUUUGUGUGUAAUUUUGAAAGCCGUGACAGGAGGAGUGUUAAGAAAUGAUACAUUUAGACUAGAUAUAGUGCAUUACAACGAUUUUCACGCUAGAUUCGAAGAGACAUCAGUUAAGGACACCGUAUGCAAAACGAACGACACAGGUUGCCUAGGCGGGUUUGCGAGACUCUUCUACGAGAUCAAACACAUAACAAGCCAGAAACCAGACGCCCUUGUCUUGAAUGCUGGAGACGACUUCCAAGGCACCUACUGGUACACCCUGAUGAAGGAUAAAGUGAUGUCCACAUUUAUCAACAUGCUGCCUAAUGAUGCUCAUACAGUGGGCAACCACGAGUUCGACGACGGGGUGGCAGGCCUGGUGCCGUACCUGAAGGCACUCAGGGACCCGGUGGUGGUCGCUAACUUGGACGUCACUCGGGAACCUUCUCUACAAGGCUUGUUCCAGCCUCAUGUGGUGCUGGAGAGAAGAGGAAGGAAGAUCGGCAUCAUUGGGGUUACUACGCCGGAUACCAAAGACUUAUCAAACCCGGAUGGCGUUAAAUUUCUGGACCCUCUUCCUGUAGUCCAGAAGGAAGCCAAGCUGUUGACUGAACAAGGAGUUGAUAUUAUCAUCGUGUUAUCCCAUUGUGGACUUUACGUUGACAAAGCAAUGGCGAAAGCAGUCGGCGAGAAUGUAGACAUCAUAGUCGGUGGACACACUCACAGUCUACUCUGGAAUGGAACUGCUCCCAGUCAUGAGGUGGUGGCCGGCAGCUAUCCGGAGUAUGAAGAGGCUGACAACAGGCCGGGACACAAGAUCCUUGUUGUAACAGCUUCAGCGUACAGCAAAUAUUUGGGAAAUAUUGGUGUCGAUUUCGACGCAAACGGGGAAAUUGUAUCUUUUGACGCCGAGCCAGUAUUUUUGGACCGAACUGUUCCUGAAGAUCCAACCAUAAAAGCACUUAUGAAACCUUACAUGGACCAGAUGCACAAGGCCAUAAAUGGGGUGGUCGGCACCGCCACUGACGAAUUAAGCACGUGUGGAGCAGAAGAGUGCGCUCUUGGUGACAUCAUUGCGGAUUCCUUCUUGGAUAUUGCAAAACAGAAAACUCCAUCAAAUCUGACGUCUAUAUCGUUUAUUUUUAAUAAAAUGAUACGGACUUUUAUUGACAAAGGAGACAUAACCCAAGGCGAUAUAAUGAACGUGCUACCUUUCGGCAGCGCUGUACUGUCAUUCACGAUACAAGGGAAAUUUGUGAAACAGGAGCUGGGAGAAUCGUUGAAAAAGAAUCCAUUUAAUUUGCCACAAGUUGGAGGACUAAAACUAACCGUGAACACAACGAGCAAAACCAUCGAUUCAAUUUUAGUCAAAGAAGAUGACGAUUGGAAACCAAUGGAAGACGAGAAAGAAUACCAAUGCGUUACGCCACGAUUUGUGAAGGACAAGUCAGAGCCUUUAAACACCAACGCCAAAGACGUAGUAAACCUUGCAAAAGAUUGGGAGUCUUUGAUGAGUUACAUCAAAAAAAUCACCCCUAUCACCUCCUCGGUAGACGGACGACUCAAAAUUCUAAGCUGAAUGUGAUAGAUACUUUU